Molecule: messenger RNA, 469 nt
Organism: Mollisia scopiformis
Lineage: Eukaryota; Fungi; Ascomycota; Leotiomycetes; Helotiales; Mollisiaceae
Exons: 1
Coding region: 1-333 (110 amino acids)
Source: RefSeq, a predicted model, not a curated record
AUGCUGCAGAAGAAAGAACCAAGUUCUGCUCCAAUGGCCGAGAAAACCCAAUAUGCGAACACGGCUCUAGACGAGAUCCCAGAGGAUGGGGUCGCGCAAAAUCAGCAAUUGCAACAGAUGUCUCAGCAGAAAUCGGAGGUCGAAUCUAGACCUCACUACCGCACCUACGACAAUGGCAGAUCUUAUCCCAUCCGCGAGUCUAGAAUUAAGGAUAGGCCAGCGAGCAAGGGAGCUAGGGAGGGAAGCAUAAGCAUUAAGAUUGAAUUGGAUCUCGAGGUUGAGGUUGAUCUGUAUGCCAGAGUGAAGGGAGACGUCACGAUCGGGUUGAUGUGAAGUGCUGGCCUUUUGUUAAACAUUUGCGGAGGUGUUUGCAGCUGGGAAGAUUGGAUUCGGGAUCAAUAUUGCGUCCAGAGUGGCAGGGGAGGUUUUCUAGGAACGGGCAUUGAUUAUGGCGUUGGGCAAUGGGCGA